UACUGGACACUAUAAGUGUUUAAUUACCGGUAGUUUUUUCCGUUUGAGUUGAUUGAUAUAUGGUCAGUAUGAUCGAAUUUGACAUAAAGAACACUACAAAAGGUAAUAAAAAAAUUGAAUAUGACGGGUUUUCAUACAGGAAAGAUCGUCUUCUAGUCUCAGGCGACCUGUCUUGGAGAUGUAUAAACAAAUACUGUAAAGCUACCAUGGAAACAGAUAAGCAAAUAACAAGAAUUUUGAAGGUAGGAUCACAUCAUCACAGUCAUCCAUCGUCAAUUAUUCCCAGAUCUGAUGAUUUUUCUACCCCCAAUAGAGAUCAAAAUAUGCAUAACAUAUCCAAUAUUGAUAAUCGCUCAAAUUACUCUCACGGUUCUGCAGAUUCCAUUGAGUUACUUAAUAUGGAAGAUGGUGAGGAGAUUUCUGAGCUUUGGCGUGAAAAUGAUUCUUUGAGAGAGCAACUGACAUGCUCAAGAGUCGAGUGGCAGGCAGCAGUCGACCGCUCCAUCCAAAUGAUUUGCUGAUGAUGAGUAUGACUGAAAAAAAAUGUACGUCUCAUUC
This is a messenger RNA of Nilaparvata lugens (brown planthopper), 558 nucleotides long. RefSeq lists its product as uncharacterized. NCBI's taxonomy places the organism in Eukaryota, Metazoa, Arthropoda, Insecta, Hemiptera, Delphacidae. Bases 60 to 521 code for a protein of 153 amino acids. The record is from RefSeq and is a predicted model, not a curated record. The transcript is spliced from 2 exons.